GCGGCUUAAGCGCCGCCGCGGUCUGAGGAAUGUCAACUAUUCAACAUGGAGGCGGAGGUCGACAAACUGGAACUGAUGUUCCAGAAAGCUGAUUCUGAUCUGGACUGCAUUCUGUACAGGCUGGAAUAUGAAAUCAAGAACAGUUAUCCUGAUUCAACUGGUGAGAAAAAUCCAGUUACGCUCUUGAAGGAAUUGUCAGCUAUAAAGUCUCGCUAUCAAGCUUUGCAUACUCGGUUUGAAUCAGUUACUGCUGGACAGAAAGAUACGAAGAGUCGCAUUUGUGUUACUUUGACUAAGACUAUGACCAUGAUGCAAGAACUACAAAAGCUAACAGACCUGGAGUUGUCACCGUGGACGGAAGAAGAGAAAACUGCAGAAGACCAAUUAAAAUCUCACAUGGCAAACUUGUAAAGAAAUGGACUUGCAAAAGGGAACUCUAAAGGAGGUCAAUUCCACAGAACUUUAGGAAGCUGUUUUAACACUUGCUGUCUAUGAAGUAUAGGGGCUGGUGAGGUUUGGAGUAGAUGGCUAGAGACUGAUGCCUUUUAUGAAAGGGGAUAUAAGAAGAAACAGCAGACCUUAAAUGAAUAAAGUUCAGCCAAAAGGAUGAAAAAGCAAUAAAUGGAUUUAAAAAUUAUAUUCCCACUUAGGCUUGUGAUUUUAGGCAGGAAAAUCUUUGAAAACUAUUUUGCAUCUGUUUUCUUUUUGUAUAAUUGGGAUGCAUUUGUAGUUAUCAUCACCUAUUGUAAGGGAUUUUUUUGUACUAAUUGUGAGCAUGCUUUUAAAAUAAAAGAUGAAAUAUUUAUAUUA
Molecule: messenger RNA, 810 nt
Organism: Echinops telfairi (small Madagascar hedgehog)
Lineage: Eukaryota; Metazoa; Chordata; Mammalia; Afrosoricida; Tenrecidae
Gene: SKA2
Product: spindle and kinetochore associated complex subunit 2
Exons: 4
Coding region: 46-411 (121 amino acids)
Biological process (GO): mitotic cell cycle; cell division; chromosome segregation
Cellular component (GO): outer kinetochore; spindle microtubule
Molecular function (GO): microtubule binding
Source: RefSeq, a predicted model, not a curated record